CUGCUUGGACAGUUUCAGAAACUGUCUUGUCCCGUCCACUAGGAAGGUUUAAUCAAAGCAAGCCGUUCUUCCCAUUCUCUGGUUGGCCGUCUUGACCUUGGGAGUAAUCUAUUCCACUUCUCCUCCUCCUCUCCUUCUUCUUCUUCACAACGUUUAGGUGACGGCUGGGGCCACCGAGCCAUGUUCUUCAGCAGUCGCCCUAACUUCUCCCUUCGUGUCUGGUCAGGGCCCGUGGAUUUAGGACGACUGUUAGAGAUCGUUGCAGGUCGUCUUUUCAAUGUCAUUCGCAUCAACAAUGUUGCGCCUGUCAUGGGUGGUGGCUCUAGCCACCCUGGCUUGCAUUGUCAUCGCAGAAAUACAGCCAAUUGAUGUGGAACCGGUAGUCAAAAGAGAACAGCCGGAUUUUGAGCGUUCAAAGGUGGACCAAGCCCUUCCGGUCAACAAAAGUAUCACCCAGGAUGAUACAGGAAAUGGACCUCCUGUGCCAGGGGACCUUGCUCCUAAUGCGUCGUCAGGUGACUCCGACAAGAAAGAUGAAACCGCAGUUAGCUUCACGAGUGCAUUUGUUUCUGCACUGUCUAUGAUCAUCGUCACCGAACUAGGUGACAAAACAUUUUUCAUAGCUGCUAUCAUGGCUAUGAAUCACCCAAGAUUAACUGUCUUUGCUGGGGCUAUGACUGCUCUAGCUAUCAUGCAUGUAUUGUCAGCUAUGUUUGGUUAUGUCAUCACGUGGAUCCCUCGUGUGUAUACUUUCUAUGCUUCGAGCGUCCUUUUUGCCAUCUUUGGCCUCAAGAUGCUUCGUGAGGGAUGGAACAUGAAGCCUGAAGAAGGACAGGAAGAAUUUGAGGAGGUUCAGUCAGAUCUGAGACGUAGAGAAGAUGAUGCUCGCAAUGAAAGUCGGAAUGAAAACACAGAAACCGAAGCUCCGAGUGUGAGUGUUCAGAUGACAGUAGAGGGAGAUGGCCAAGUGACGUCAGAAGAGGAAUCUAAAGAAAAACCUGAAGUUGUGUUCAAGCAGGAUUCAGACAAUGGUGAUGAGGCUUCGCUUCAAAAGGAGCCCCUUGAAGAAGGUGGUGCUGGUUUGAGAGGUAGAGGGCCAAAACGCAAUAAGAUUUUAGCACGCAUCUUGACCGUCGUUUCCCGCGUCUUCUGGCAAGCUCUAACCUUAACUUUCUUAGCCGAGUGGGGUGAUCGCUCCCAAAUUGCCACCGUUGUCAUGGCAGCAAGGGAGGAUGUCUAUGGUGUUAUAGUUGGUGGGCUAUUAGGCCACUUCCUAUGUACCGGUUUGGGAGUAUUAGGAGGUCGUAUGAUUGCUACAAAAAUAUCAGUUAGAACAGUUACUAUUAUUGGUGGAGUAACCUUCCUCAUAUUUGCUGUAUCAGCAUUAAUAAUGGGCCCUUGAAGCUCUGCUCAUUGUACAUAGUUUGUAAAAUGUACAAUUUUUUUGUUUGAUUAACCUUAUUGUGAAGGUGUAGUUUUCAUUCAGUUUAAAUGUAAGAAUAAGGACAAUACUCUGUUAGACACAAAAGUCUUGGUGCGGCUGAGGAAGCAUCCAUGGAUGUAUGUCAACACUUCAGCUUUGUCUGUGGAUUGAUUUGCUAAAAAGCUGCAACUCUUAGCAUUAACUAUGAGUUUUAAAUUUUAUUGUGGUUUAGUUUUUCAAUUUCUUUUGAGUCUGAAAAUUUAAUAUAUAAUUAGAUACACAGAAACCCCACAACUAGUUUUGUCGCUGAUCAUUUUGGGAAAAGUAAGAUAGCUGGAGAGUAUUGUUGUUAACGUGGUAAUUGUGUAAGACAUGUAUAUCUAUCUUAAUAAGAAGACUGGCAUAUUCUAUAACAUUUAAAAAGUUUGAAAUAAGCGCUAUUUCAAAUUUGCCACUGUUUCUGGGAAACAGUUUUUAAAUUUUAUGAGAGGUUUCAGUUACGUACAAUUUAUAGAAUAUGCUUAUACGUAUAUUUUUUUUAAAUGGAAAUCAUUUUCUACCUUGAAAUUUCAGACACUGGCUGUUGUGUGUAUUGUGAGUAAUUUGUCAAUUUAAUUAGUUUUUGGAAACUGUUGACUAAAACAGUCAAUGUCAUCCGGCAGUUGUGAGAGGAUGUGACUUCGAAUUUUUGACAUGUGAAAAGCUAUGGACAGAACCCUUUUAACUGGAGUUUGGAAGGAGCACAAUAUCUUUUAAAAGACACCCUUUUUAUGGCAAGAUUUCCCAUCCCUUAUCAUUAAGGGGCUGAUACUUAAGAGUAGCUCUUCAAAAUGAAGUAGGUAAUACAGGAAAAAUUGCUUAAUGCAAUAUAUCUGCUUUCCUACCAUAAAAGCCAUGUAUUAAAUGUGCCAUUGAUAUGCUCAUUGUGUUAUUUAUGUUCAUAUUUACUGAAUCAUAUGAGCAGGUGUGUUCAUAUGAAUUACAAAUCUUGUAUUAACUAAUGCCAUUGCACCUGGUCAGAACUGAUCAUUGUGUGAGUGAAGUGAAAGUUGAUUAAAAGGUGGGUGUGAGACACCUGUUAGAUUAGUGUCAACCAGUUGCAAUUUGCAGUAAUUGUGUUUGCAAAUGUGUUUUCAGUUAGACUUUGAUAAUGUGGAAGCAGCUAUCAUUAAUCAGAGUCAACAUCCACAUUGAGGAAUAUACAUUUAGUGUAAAGUAUCAUGUCAUUUACUGUAAGUUUUGUAAAGGGCCUCUUGUGCUCUCCCAAUUGAAAGAUACACCAUGUUCCUUUGGUUUGUUUUUCAUGCUAGCAUCUUCCACCUUCCAGACAACAUACAGUUAGCAGAUACCUGCUGGAAAAAAAUGCAUAACCACUGGUGGAACAGUUGGCUCCUCUUUUCACAGGAUGUUUUGCCUGUCUUUUAACAAGUUCUUCACUUUAACUGCAAUUUGACACAGUGUUUUCUUUGACCAGGCACAAUAGCAUUGGUGAAAUAGAUUUGCAUAUGUUAAAUUAAAAUUUUAUGACAUUUUGUAGUCAAGUGGUACUAUCAGUCUUAGACACAUUUUAUGUUUAUUACCAUAAUAUGCCGGUUGUAUUAAGUAUUUAAGUCUGGAGUACCGUUUGCACGAUUACGUUACAGUAGCCCUUGCUUUGGUAUAGCCUAUACAUGGAUAUGUAGGUUUGUCAGAUUUCCUCAAGUUUUCAGACAUAUGAGGGCUGUUUCUCAUCUGUGGUAGUACAGUAGUUAAUAUUUUCCCCUUACCUUAUCUUUUCUCAUGUAAUGCCGAUUUUGGUUACCACAGCUUCAAGCUGAUAAGAAUUUUAACUUUGAAAUAAUUUACUCAUGUAUAGUCCAUUUCCUAUUUUUUUUUGUAAUCACCUGUUUUUGUAUUUCAUGUAAUUUAUUUAAGGAUCCCAAUUUUGGGUGACAUAUCUUAUAAGCUAGAGAAUUCUAAGUUUUGUAAUUUUUAUAGCGACUAAAAUACAGCUCUAUUUAAGUCUGCUUCAGGUCUCUUGACAUUACGUAUUUAAUUAAUUUCGAGUGUGGGGAGCGUAUAUAUAUACAGUAUAAAUAUGGUGUGUAUAUUUAUGUAUUUAUGUAUGUACGUAUGCUGUAAAUAUAUGAAGGAAUCUAGGCAUUAUUGAAAAGGGUGUGGAUUGUUUCGUAUAGAGAUGGUCACAUUCGUGUGUGUAGAAUGAGAUGAAAUGCCGAUAAUUGUGAAACAAAGCACAAGUAAAAUGAAAAUAUAUUGCAGUAUGCAGAAGGUGUAUCAUCAAUGCUAUCCAGAAUGUGUGACUGAUAAGGAAGGUGGAGUCAGAUUAUCAUGUCAGUCAGAAACUCACCAGUCCCCUGAACGUGCUCCUAAUGAUGCGUAGUGUCAUGUCUGUUACCAAGCCAUCUAGAUUAUGUGAAAAUGAUUUUCUCUUGUUAUCCCCACUCCCACUUUUAGGGAGAAGGGAAUUGGUAGGGAGAUUCCUGGAGAAAUAUGCGGUAUCCUUGUUAAGUGUGUUGAAACGGAAGACAUUGAAAAAGUGCCUUAUGUAAGGAGUGGGGCAUGAUGCAAAGAACUGUGUAAUGCUGUUAGGCAGGGUUGCUUUUUCUUUUAUUUUCUUAAUAAAGCUCCCUGUUGUAGUACAA
This is a messenger RNA of Macrobrachium nipponense, 4065 nucleotides long. RefSeq names its product putative divalent cation/proton antiporter TMEM165. NCBI's taxonomy places the organism in Eukaryota, Metazoa, Arthropoda, Malacostraca, Decapoda, Palaemonidae. The coding region runs from base 278 to 1402 and encodes 374 amino acids. Gene Ontology annotation, cellular component: Golgi apparatus. The transcript has 12 exons. Gene Ontology annotation, molecular function: manganese ion transmembrane transporter activity; calcium ion transmembrane transporter activity. The record is from RefSeq and is a predicted model, not a curated record. Gene Ontology annotation, biological process: manganese ion transmembrane transport; Golgi calcium ion transport; Golgi calcium ion homeostasis.